Aspergillus homomorphus CBS 101889 is the source of this 4198-nucleotide messenger RNA. Its product is annotated as putative ABC multidrug transporter. Gene Ontology annotation, molecular function: ABC-type transporter activity; ATP hydrolysis activity; ATP binding. Lineage: Eukaryota; Fungi; Ascomycota; Eurotiomycetes; Eurotiales; Aspergillaceae. The record is from RefSeq and is a predicted model, not a curated record. Gene Ontology annotation, biological process: transmembrane transport. The transcript has 9 exons. Gene Ontology annotation, cellular component: membrane. Bases 1 to 4071 code for a protein of 1356 amino acids.
AUGGACACCUCAUCAUCCUCAGCAACGGUCGACAUGGAGUCUGGAGGCUCCGACAUCCGGAAGCGCCUGACGCUCACCUUCCGCAAUGUCAGCGUAAACGUCACCGCGCCCGAUGCUGCUCUGGGAAACACUCUAUUAUCGGUGGCUGAUCCGCGACAAAUCACAAGCUGGUUUCAGAAGAGUCGGCGACCCAAGAGAACAAUCUUGAAGGAAAUUACUGGCCAAGUUCGACCAGGAGAGAUGCUAUUCGUUCUGGGUCGCCCCGGUUCCGGCUGUACCUCGUUUCUCCGAGUGCUAUCCAAUGACCGGGAUGCAUUCGACGAGGUUGUGGGAGAAACCAGAUACGGAAGUAUGGACCAUAAGCAGGCAAAGAAAUAUCGACAGCAGAUAAUGUUCAACAACGAAGACGAUGUGCAUUUUCCCACGUUGACGGUCAACCGAACGAUGAAAUUUGCUCUGCGAAAUAAGGUGCCCCGGGAACGACCCGAAUAUCUACAGGAUAGGAAGGAUUACGUGCAGGAAAAACGAGAUGAUAUCUUAGGGUCCUUAGGGAUCCCUCACACGAAGAAGACUCUGGUCGGGAAUGAGUUCAUUCGAGGUGUCUCUGGUGGUGAACGGAAACGUGUGUCUCUGGCGGAGAUGAUGGCUGGUCAGAGCCCUGUCCAAUUCUGGGACAAUCCAACUCGAGGUUUGGAUUCGAAGACGGCAGUCGAGUUUGCGCGCAUGCUACGACGCGAGGCGGACCAGAAUGAGAAAACGAUCAUUGCCACCAUGUACCAAGCAGGAAACGGUAUCUAUGACCAGUUUGACAAGGUUCUCGUUCUGGCGGAUGGUAUGGUUACUUACUACGGCCCGAGAGCCAUGGCCAAGGCCUACUUUGAGGACAUGGGCUUCAUCUGUCCCCGGGGAGCCAACAUUGCCGAUUUCCUCACCUCUGUCACAGUGACGACUGAAAGAAUCGUGGCUCCAGGCAUGGAAAAGAACGUGCCUAGUACUGCAGCUGAGUUCGAGGCUUACUACCGCCAGAGUGCGAUAUGCUCUCAGAUGCUAGAGGAUAUCCAGCCUCCGGAGAAGCUGGUGGACGAGGAGAUCGACUUGGCAAAUGCUGUGCUCAUGGAAAAGAGAAAACAGCACAUUCCUCGGCCUCAGAGCGUUUACACAGCGGGCCUUUGGCAUCAAGUUAUCAGCUGCACAAUUCGCCAAUUUCAGAUUUUAGCCGGCGAUAGACUGUCAGUCAUCAUCAAGGUUGUAUCUGCCAUUCUUCAGGCGCUUGUCUGCGGUAGUCUGUUCUAUAACCUCAAACUCGACAGCACCUCCAUCUUCUUACGCCCGGGUGCCCUCUUCUUCGCCGUUCUCUAUUUCCUUCUGGAGACUAUGUCAGAAACCACUGCGUCAUUCAUGGGUCGGCCCAUUCUCUCGCGUCAGAAGAGAUUCGGUUUUUAUCGGCCUACAGCUUUCGCAAUUGCCAACGCCAUUACCGACGUCCCUAUUGUCCUGGUGCAGGUCUCCUGUUUCUCAUUGAUUCUCUACUUCAUGAGUGCAAUGCAGAUGGAUGCUGGCCGGUUUUUUACGUACUGGAUCAUCGUCGUUAUUCAAACUCUCUGCUUCAUGCAGAUGUUUCGAGCAAUCGGUGCUCUCUGCCAGAAAUUCGGUAACGCAUCGAAGAUGACUGGUUUUGUCUCAACAGUCUUCUUCGUCUACGGAGGCUACCUCAUUCCUUUCGAGCAGAUGCAUGUCUGGUUCCGCUGGAUCUUCUACCUCAACCCGGGUGCCUAUGCGUUUGAAGCUCUCAUGGCCAAUGAAUUCGUUGGACUCAAGUUGAACUGUGUGGAGCCAGACUAUAUUCCCUAUGGAUCUAGCUACCCAGGCGGUGCUUCGCCUUACCGCGGUUGCACGGUCAAAGGAAGCACAGACGGCGUGAUUGACGGCGCGACUUACAUCAAGGAACAAUACAGCUACUCCUUUCACCACGUCUGGCGCAGUUUCGGUAUUCUUGUUGGCUUCUGGGCUUUCUUCAUCUUCUUGACUGCGUUUGGAUUUGAAAAAAACAAUAGCCAGUCGGGCUCAUCUGUGCUACUUUACAAACGAGGUGCCAAGUCAAAGGCAUCUGAUGAGGAAAGCCCCAGUGUUUCCAAGUCAGCCGGGGAAGCUCUUGCGCAGACUGGAAAGCAGUCUACCUUCACGUGGAACCAUCUCGACUACUAUGUUCCUUUCCAUGGAGAAAAGAAACAACUCCUGCAUCAGGUGUUUGGGUAUGUCAAACCUGGUAACUUGGUUGCGUUGAUGGGCAGUUCAGGUGCAGGCAAAACUACGCUGCUUGAUGUUCUUGCCCAGCGAAAGGACAGCGGUGAGAUUGUUGGAUCUAUUCUUAUUGACGGACGACCUCAAGGAAUUAGCUUUCAGAGGACUACUGGGUACUGUGAGCAGAUGGAUGUUCAUGAGGGUACGGCCACCGUAAGGGAGGCCUUGGUCUUCUCAGCUCUCUUGCGUCAGCCUGCUAGCGUGCCGCGUGAGGAGAAAAUUGCCUAUGUUGACCAUAUCAUUGACUUGCUCGAGCUCAGUGACAUCAAGGAUGCUUUGAUCGGUGUCCCAGGUGCUGGGUUGAGCAUCGAGCAGCGCAAGAGAGUGACUCUGGGCGUUGAGCUUGUGGCCAAACCAACAUUGCUGUUUCUGGACGAGCCGACCUCUGGCCUCGACGGUCAAUCGGCCUACAAUAUCAUCCGCUUCCUGAGGAAGCUCGUCGAUAGUGGUCAAGCUGUGUUGUGUACCAUUCAUCAACCGUCCGCUGUUUUGUUCGACGCCUUUGAUUCGCUCGUUUUGCUUGCGAAGGGAGGAAAGAUGACCUACUUUGGAGAAACUGGCGAAGACUCAAACAAAGUCCUUGACUACUUCGCAAAGAACGGCGCUCCCUGUCCACCCGAUGUCAACCCGGCCGAGCAUAUUGUGGAAGUCAUCCAAGGCAACACUGAAAAGUCAAUCGAUUGGGUUGAUGUGUGGAGCAAAUCCGAGGAGCGCGAGCUUGUGCUCCGGGAUCUCGAGGUACUAAACAAGGAAGCUCAGGCGAACUCAAACGGAGAGGAAGACCACCACGAUUUCGCCACACCCGUCUGGUUUCAGUUCAAGAUGGUGCUCGAGCGCUUGAUGACUCAGUUGUGGCGCUCACCGGACUACAUGUGGAACAAGAUCAUUCUUCACGUGUUUGCUGCCUUGUUUAGUGGGUUCACUUUUUGGAAAAUGGGAGAUGGCACGUUCGCACUCCAACUGCGUCUGUUCGCUAUCUUCAACUUCAUCUUCGUCGCUCCGGGCUGCAUCAAUCAGAUGCAGCCGUUCUUCCUGCACAAUCGCGAUAUCUUCGAGACUCGAGAGAAGAAGUCGAAAACAUACCACUGGAUUGCCUUCAUCGGAGCCCAGACUAUCUCCGAGAUACCGUACUUGAUUAUCUGUGCCACACUCUACUUCGCAUGCUGGUAUUUUACCGCUGGAUUUCCCGUUUCGGCGUAUAUAUCCGGUCAUGUAUACCUCCAGAUGAUCUUCUACGAAUUCCUCUAUACAUCCAUUGGCCAGGCCAUUGCCGCCUAUGCUCCAAACGAGUACUUUGCCGCAAUCAUGAACCCCAUCCUGAUUGGUGCCGGCAUGAUUAGUUUCUGUGGCGUCGUUGUGCCUUACUCCCAGAUGCAGCCUUUCUGGCGCUACUGGAUCUACUACCUGGACCCCUUCACCUAUCUUGUCGGUGGUCUCUUGGGAGAAGUGCUUUGGGAUGUGAAAGUGCAAUGCAAGGCUUCCGAAUUCGUCAAGUUCAGCGCCCCAUCUGGCCAGACUUGUGGCCAAUACAUGGCGGACUUCAUCUCGAACAAUACGGGAUACCUGCUGGACGCCAGCGCGACCGGAACCUGCUCAUUCUGUCAGUACUCGACAGGAGCGGACUAUGCCAAGUCUUUCAACUUGAAAGAGAAGUAUUACUCUUGGAGAGAUACUGGUAUCACGGCGCUGUUCUGUAUCACGUCGUAUGGACUGGUCUUUCUGAUGAUGAAGAUGAGGAGCAAGAAGACGAAGAGUGCCAGGUCAGAGUAGUCUUCUUGUAGAAUGAGAGAUGGAGAAGAGAGACUUUAGAGGGGGUUUCUCAGACCGGGGUUUUGUGCUAUCAAUUGCCACGUAGGAUUUGAAGCGGGGCUGAUCAGAAUGAAGGCUGUUGACGUAG